AUGAUGAACUUACAGAUAUUAUGCACUUUAAAAGAUAAAGGCAAGACGAAAUUCAAACACAAAGCCCACUUCGUAAAUUGAAGGGUGCGGUUGGGGAAAUUCAAUUUUAGGUUAGACGCGUCGUGACAUUACAUUUUUUUUCAAAUGUCACAUAGACGAGAAUUAACAGCUGUAAACCAUCAGUUCGAUCAACCUGUCAAUUUGGAACAAGGAACACGCGGUCGCCUGUACAACAUAGCGGAGUCGGAGGGUGCACUUUCGGACUAUGUCGCUCAGAAAUGGGGACCUAGUAUUUGCAGAGUAGUUUUGAUUUGCGCUUACGGAAUGGCGCUUUUUACGUUCAUCACGGGCAUUGUGUAUAUGACGUAUUGCCCCCGUCAGUACCACAUUGCUGGUUAUCUAAUAAUUGGAGGGCUGUUUUCAACAGUUUUCAUCACAAUAAGAUUUGUGCGUAGAGUAAAACCUGGAACCUACAUCGGGCUCGGUUGGGUAUUCUCCAUUGGGCUCUUCAUAUUAGGUUGUGUUUGGAUAUACAAAGUGCCCCAACUGAACAUUGGUCAAAGUUUCAAGUUGCACUGCGAUCCAGUGUUCCACAUAAUUGCCUUUUGGAUUGUGACCGUCGAAUUGAUAUUAAUAGCUCUUGGAAUUUGUGCAUUAUGUAUCACGUGUUACAUUUAAAUUAAUGCUCAUUUAUUGGAUGAAAUAAAAUUCAGGAGAUGCGAGAUUGAAUUGCGCCUUGCAAUAUGC
Messenger RNA from Photinus pyralis (common eastern firefly), 747 nucleotides. RefSeq lists its product as uncharacterized. The record is from RefSeq and is a predicted model, not a curated record. The transcript has 4 exons. Bases 145 to 678 code for a protein of 177 amino acids. NCBI's taxonomy places the organism in Eukaryota, Metazoa, Arthropoda, Insecta, Coleoptera, Lampyridae.